AAAUGGCGCGCGUCACAGGGCGGGAGGACACAGGACAGGAGUCCCCCGCCCGGGGCACGUGAUCGGGCUGGGACGCGGCGCGAUGGGGACCGCUCUGGACAUCAAGAUCAAACGGGCCAACAAGGUCUAUCUCUGCGGGGAAGUUCUUUCUGGAGUGGUGGUCAUAACAAGUAAGGAUGCAGUCCAACACCAGGGUGUCUCCUUAACGAUGGAAGGAUCAGUAAAUCUGCAGCUCAGUGCCAAAAGCGUUGGUGUGUUUGAGGCUUUCUAUAACUCUGUUAAGCCUAUUCAAGUUAUCAACAGUACCAUAGAAAUGGUAAAACCAGGAAAACUUCCCAGUGGCAAAACAGAAAUUCCUUUUGAGUUUCCAUUGCAUAUGAAGGGCAACAAAGUUCUAUAUGAGACAUAUCAUGGUGUGUUUGUCAAUAUUCAGUAUACCCUUCGGUGUGAUAUGCGACGUUCUCUACUGGCCAAGGACCUGACUAAGACUUGUGAAUUCAUUGUCCACUCACCACCUCAAAAAGGGAAGUUGAUGCCAAGCCCAGUGGACUUCACAAUUACACCUGAAACCUUACAGAAUGUUAAAGAGAGAGCCUCGCUCCCAAAAUUUUUCAUCAAAGGUCAUCUCAACUCGACUAACUGCAUCAUUACACAACCACUAACUGGGGAGUUGGUGGUGGAGAAUGCAGAAGCUGCAGUCAAAAGUAUUGAGCUACAGUUAGUACGUGUGGAAACUUGUGGUUGUGCUGAAGGUUAUGCUAGAGAUGCUACAGAGAUUCAGAAUAUUCAGAUUGCUGAUGGGGAUGUCUGCAGAAGCUUGUCUAUUCCAAUAUACAUGAUAUUCCCCAGGCUGUUCACCUGCCCUACACUGGAAACGACAAAUUUCAAAGUUGAGUUUGAAGUUAACAUUGUUGUCCUCCUGCAUGAUGAUCACCUCAUCACAGAAAAUUUCCCACUGAAGCUCUGCAGGGUGUGAAUAUCCACAGGAGAAUUGCUAAUGGAGGAACAAAGAAAUUCUUCAGCUACCAAAUGGAAAUUCAGUUCAUAUCUUCAAACUUAUUUUAAUUGAAGGACUAAAACAUUUGCUCAUCCCACUAUUGAUUUCUGUGUUGGAAGGGAGUGCAGUUCUCUGUAACUCUUACCAAACACUUUGUCUAUCUUCUGAUAUUAUUAGUGAAUGUGCUUUUCUGCUGAGAUCCCUGCCAGGUAUCUCUUUGAAUUCAACAGCCAUGCCUCCCUUUCUCUAUUUUUUUCCUUAAGAACCCUUAAGGGAUGUUUUUUGCACAUUCCUAUCGUGCACAACACACAGUAAGUUUCUAUGAUUAAUUGAUAAUUUAACACUUGUGCUAACUCUUUAAAUGUUUCCUUUAUAAGGAUCCUUGUAUCUAAACAGCUAACAGGCCCUGCUAUGUAUUGGUCCUUGAAGGAGAGACUGAGAGAUUAGAUGUUUUCUAAGCCACCUCACCAUAUGGAUGCUGGGAGACCUAAUGUUCAGGAAAUGUUUUGAGACCUUUGAAUGGUGUUACGGAAUUGCACCACCGUUAUUGGAGCAGCAUCACACAAAGAAUAUGAAGUGAAAAGAAACUAAGUAUGUUUCAGUUAGAUUGGGAAAUGAAUCCAUUAAUCAGGGGAACAACCUCAGAGUUAAAGCUUUUUAUUGUAACAAAGUUGAUACAACUAUCACACUCUAGUUAGCUUGGUCAGUUACUUGCAGUGAGAGGACCAAACUGUCAAAAGAGGUUCUAGCUUGCAGUUGUGCCAGACCUCUUGCUCUUGAUUAGCCAGUCCAUGUUAAUUUCUUUUUCCCCCUACUACUGAGUUCGUUACCUACAAUCUAGUUGUGGUGCGAAAAUGUGGGUGGGUACUUUGCUCUUGUGGCAACAAAGGCAUCAGAUGAAAGUGGCUGUCAGUAUGCUUGGCUGCUACAUUGUAGUCUAGCUCUUUCCUGUGCCUGACUUUAUUGCAAGGUAGAAUACUUUACUAAAGACUGCAUAAACAUAUUUAUGUUCUGGCCACCCCAAUUAACCUUUUGCCUGCAAUAUGGUAUUAUCUGAGCCGGUUACUAGCUGCUUCCCCUUUCAUUGGAAGGUUUAGUUGACAUUUUCUGAACAUGUCAAGAUGUAACUAUGGUAGGGGAAAUGUGCCAGGCAGAAAUGGAUUUUUUUUUUUUUUUUUUUUUUUUACUAUUUGCUGAUUUAAAAAAAAAGAAAAAAAAACGCAAUGGAAGGCUUUUAAGUUAGCACAUCUUUAUUGGGUAGACAUGCUUAAACUGCCACAGCAGGAACUAAACCAGGAGACUCUUGUUUUGGGGAGGUGGUGUAGGGUGGAAGAAUUUUGUUUUUGAUAAUGUAAGAAAAAGUAUGUAUAAGGGCAAAGUGUGCCUUUUCUGAAUGUACAUUUGCAAAUGAAACCAUCUGGGGAGGGGGAAGGAGGAAGAGGCACUGCAAAACAAAAUGAGCAGGUGCCUAAAACAUUAACUCAAUCUUGAAGUAAAGACACUUGACAAAACAUCUGAUUCUGGCUUUAUCCCUCCCUUCAUCCAACAGAAAAACACAGUUUUCCAGCUGGCUAUUCAGGCCUCUGGUGUGGCUAAUGGCAAAAUCCUUGUUCAGCAACUUCCAUAUUUUAAGGAAUAAAAACCUGAAGUUCUAAAAAUCUAGUUUAACAAUUUGCAGUAUCAGCACAACAUGUUGACAUUAAAUAAUUACAAAAUCCUCUCCUCAGUCACUGCAAAAAACAAUGUUUGCAUGUGAUCUGGAACUAUUAUCACAGGAUCAUUUCGGGGGAAAUGAAGUCUGACUUCCAAACGGGCAGGAUGAUAUUAGACUGCCAGCUAUUGGCCAAUACCAAAAUGGCUAUGUGAAUUUACAGAUGUUUAGGGGUCUUUUGUAAGCAUGUAAUGAACAUCUAAUGGAAACAAUGUAUAAAUAACACUGCUAUGAAUCCUGCAUUUAGUUUAGGAAGUACUGGCAUUGGAUCCUUGCAUUGUCACAGCAGGAACUGUUGACCUACACCCUCCAACACAGGACUAUACCACCCUAGAUCAUCCCACUGAAGUUCUUGUUCACAUGUGACACCUACUGGAGUGUGUGAGACAGACUAUGAAGAUUAUUCUGGAUCUGCGGGAGAGGAGCGCAUGUUAAAGCGCCCAGCUAAUCUUGCUACAUGGAUGAUACCCUUUCUGCUACCCUGUUUCCCCGAAAAUAAGACAUCCUCCGAAAAUAAGGCCUACUUACAGUUUUGCCUCUCGUUGUAAUAUAAGGCAUCCCCCCGAUAAUAAGACCUCCCCGAUAAUAAGGCAUCCACCAAUAAGGCAUUUUUCAUUUCUGAAAAAUAAGACAUCCCCUGAAAAUAAGACCUAGCGCAUCUUUGGGAGCAAAAAUUAAUAUAAGACACUGUCUUAUUUUCGGGGAAACAGGGUAGUAAUAGCAAUGUAAUGGAAGGAAAGCUAUUUAUUUUCCUUAGGGAAUAGAGAGCACAUGAGUCCUCCCCUUCCAUUUACUAAGCCAUUUGGCUGAAAAGAUGCAGGGUGGGGGGAAAAGAUUGUCCUCCAAAAACUAAGCUCUGGUUAGCAGGAAGUCAUGUAUAUAACCUUCCUUGUAUUUCACUGUGUACAUCUGUUUCUUUAUUGUUCAGGUAUGAAGGAUUCUAGCUUAGUUCUUUGAACACAGUGGUCCAGUUAUUUUGUACUGUUUACAGCAUAAACAAUAGAUUUAUUUAUUUAUUUAUUUAUUUAUUUUUGCCCUCAUCUUGAGAGUGGGGAGAUAGUAAUUAGUGAGCCCCACAACCUUAAAUUACCAGUUUGUUUUUCUGCUCUGCAUAAUUAGGGAUUGGUGGAAGCCCAAAGACUCUCAUCUUACUCUAUUUACAUUUUUCAUAGUCUCUUUUCACCACCACAGAGAGGUUUGGGGCUUUUUGACAGACUAAUCUUUACCAUGAAUUGAAGUUGAUGACUCUCUCAUGUUUCCUCAAAUGUUAGCAGAGCUGAGCAAAUUCCAAGGCACAACUUAAAAUUGACCUGCUAUAGCAGGGGUCAGCAACCUUUCAGAAGUGAUGGGCUAAGUUUUCAUCUAUUCACUUUAAGGUUUCAUGUGCCAGUAAUACAUAGUAACGUUUUAGAAGGUCUUUUUCUAAAAGUCUAUAAUAUAUAACUAAACUAUUGUUGUAUGUAAAAUAAAUAAUAUUUUUUAAA
Messenger RNA from Malaclemys terrapin pileata, 4192 nucleotides. It is a transcript of the gene VPS26C, whose product is annotated as VPS26 endosomal protein sorting factor C. Gene Ontology annotation, biological process: intracellular protein transport. Bases 83 to 976 code for a protein of 297 amino acids. The transcript has 8 exons. Lineage: Eukaryota; Metazoa; Chordata; Testudines; Emydidae. The record is from RefSeq and is a predicted model, not a curated record. Gene Ontology annotation, cellular component: endosome.